GGAGACAUUAAUUUCCUAUACUGAUAAAUUUCAAUUACGUUUGAGAGACGUGGAAUAUGAACGUAAAACUAAGCUUAUGAAAAUGUUUUGCAAAACAGUUUUUGUUGUUAUUUUUGUCUACACAGUUGGAUUUUGUGUCGCACAAAACGAGAUUGACAACCACAAAUCAUGGAUAUACGUUCCAACAAAUUCAUGUGGGGAAACAAGGACACUGCUGAAACAUAGAAUAAUAGGUGGGCAUAGAGCUGCUCUGGGAGAAUUACCAUGGAUGGCUAGAAUAGGCAGGAAACUCACAACUAGAUUUGGCCGAAUUUUGGAAUUUUUCUGUGGCGGUGCUUUGAUUAGCAGAUUCUAUGUUUUAUCUGCUGCUCACUGCUACAAUAAAAAUAUCAACGUGGUUAGACUUGGAGAAAAUUCUGAGGAUAGAACACAAAACUGUGAUUUCAAAGGAUGUGCACCCCCUCCCCAAGACAUACGGGUAGGAAAUUUUAUCAAGCACUACAAAUAUUCUCCAAGUGACUUAAAAAAUGACAUUAUGUUGAUCCAACUACGAAGACCAGCAAUAUUGAACGGUGAGGCCUACAUAGAUAGCGAGACAGAUAGAGAGAGAGAGAGAGAAUAAGGAAAGGGGGAGACAUAAUGAAAAACACUAUUAAUCACCAGCAUCAAUUAUCAUCACAAGUAAUCUGUGAAUGUUCUCGUAUUC
Leptinotarsa decemlineata (Colorado potato beetle) is the source of this 706-nucleotide messenger RNA. RefSeq names its product CLIP domain-containing serine protease HP8. NCBI's taxonomy places the organism in Eukaryota, Metazoa, Arthropoda, Insecta, Coleoptera, Chrysomelidae. Gene Ontology annotation, biological process: proteolysis. The record is from RefSeq and is a predicted model, not a curated record. Gene Ontology annotation, molecular function: serine-type endopeptidase activity.